AUAUGCAUUUUGAUUUUAGGAGGGAGGGUUUGCGUUUCACCCGGGACAGACUGGAUGAGAACUUCUCUGUCUUUGAGAAUAAUAAUUUCAUUAUUAUGGAACCACUGCGAAAUUAUUAUUGAGCGAAUCCGGAAAUAAACCGGAAACGGCAAAAGUAAUCCUUAUUUCCUCAUUAAUAUCUCACCCGAGUGGCUGACACUCAAAACAAAAGACAUGAGCUGGGAGGGCGCUCAUGGAACAAGCUAAUUUUUGUGUUGUUUUGUAUUUGUAAAAAAGACAACAACAACAAAAAAAAAGACAGAAAUUACCCCACAAAAGGAGACAGUAAAGACAUGGCUUGCUGCACCAGCCGUGAUACGUUUGUGAAUCCAGUGCUCAAAUACUUCUUGUUUUUUUUCAACUUCACGUUUUGGCUUGGAGGUCUACUUCUCUUGGCUAUUGGAGUGUGGGCUCACUUGGAAAGGGACAGGUUUUCAUUUGAUGACUUCAGAUCUGUCUUUGACUUCAUCACUGAUGUAUCCAUAUUCUCCAUCGUCACGGGAUGCCUUAUGUUUUUACUCGGAUUCUGUGGAUGCCUCGGUGCUCUCCGAGAAAAUACCUGCCUUAUAAAACUAUACUACUUCACCCUCUGCGUUAUAUUUUUGGGGCAAGUAGGGGGUGCCGUUUACGUCUUUUUGAAAUCAAAUGAAUUCAAAGAUAUGUUCGUAAAGACGUUGAAAGAGGAGCUGGUUCCAUUGUAUACUGAGCGGGCAGACAAGAAGACUCUUGUGGAUUGGUUCCAGGAGCAGCUGGGUUGUUGCGGCAUGUCCAAUGAUGGCUACAAAGACUGGAACAACAAUGAGUACUUCAACUGCACGCCGGUCAACAAGAGCCCACUGGCCUGCGCCGUCCCGCACUCCUGCUGUAUACAGCAAGACACAGUCAAUGAUGGUGUUCCCAACAUUUUAUGUGGUACCGAUGCUCUUGAUCCGAAGGUCCAAGGGUCCACAGAUAACAUCUACGUCAUAGGUUGUGUGUCGGCUGUGCUACGAGUCGUGGAGAGUAACUUCCCCGUGGUGGGAGGUGUCAUCAUUUGUAUCGCUUUACCACAGAUUUUGGGCAUUGUCGUAGCUCGCACUUUGGACGGCCAAAUUUCGGACCAGCUCGCCAGAUGGCGGAGAUACAACCAAAGGUGAAAGGUCAAAGAAGAGAGUAGAUCACUUCAGCAAGCUCAUACUUCUGACGCAUUUCUUCACCACCGCUAAGACAUUUUAUGUCCUAGUGGAGAACACAUCACAUGUAUAUAUAUAUAUAUAUAUAUCUGAAACUCAUUUGGGUCGUUCCGGGAAAAAUGAAUCUUCUGCAGAAACUCGUGUAAUACGUGAGUGAUGACUUGUUGAAAAAAAAUUCUAAGCAGUCAUUAAAAAUUAUUUUUUUUACAGAAAUUUAAAAAGUAAAGUGAUACAGCUAUUCUUUAUAUAAUUUAUUUUAUUUUUUUACACGCGGGUGGGGUUUAUUUGAAGUAACGUUCCUUUAACAUUUAAAGAAAAGAUACAGUAUGGAUGCUUCGGUUUUUUUUCGGCAGGUCAUCCUCCCAGAGUUAUGUGUGUCAGUAGUUUCAUUCUUCGUGUACAUGGUGGCCCUUACCUUAUGCUUGUGGGGAAUUUUGGAUCUGAUUGUAAAUGGAAUGCUUGACUUGUGUGUGCGCUUGAUGUCUUUUAUCUUCUAAUCAAAAGCGAGGUAGAAGGUUACAUACGCUUGUUUACUUCGCUCUGGCAUAUUGUGGACUCUGGUAGAGGAGUUUGUUGAUUGUUGGUCUGUAUGUUGAUGGAAAAA
Molecule: messenger RNA, 1815 nt
Organism: Aplysia californica (California sea hare)
Lineage: Eukaryota; Metazoa; Mollusca; Gastropoda; Aplysiida; Aplysiidae
Product: tetraspanin-33
Exons: 7
Coding region: 333-1175 (280 amino acids)
Cellular component (GO): membrane
Source: RefSeq, a predicted model, not a curated record